This is a messenger RNA of Lodderomyces jiufengensis, 7131 nucleotides long. It is a transcript of the gene PRP8, whose product is annotated as U4/U6-U5 snRNP complex subunit. The coding region runs from base 1 to 7131 and encodes 2376 amino acids. Gene Ontology annotation, cellular component: U5 snRNP; catalytic step 2 spliceosome. The record is from RefSeq and is a predicted model, not a curated record. Gene Ontology annotation, molecular function: U1 snRNA binding; protein binding; U2 snRNA binding. Lineage: Eukaryota; Fungi; Ascomycota; Pichiomycetes; Serinales; Debaryomycetaceae. Gene Ontology annotation, biological process: mRNA splicing, via spliceosome; spliceosomal tri-snRNP complex assembly. The transcript has a single exon.
AUGGGAAAACAACUACCUCCCCCACCACCACCUCCAGGUAUAUCAAAUGGUAACGGUAACAAAAGGCGACAUUUAAAUCCACCACCACCUCCUCCUCCUUCUUCGAAUAUCUCGAAAUUACAACCACCACCACCAACCAAUAAAUCAAAUAGCGUCAAAAGAGUACCGCCUCCAAGUCUACCUACACCACCGCCUCCACCACCACCAUCAUUGAAGCCAAAUAUAAAUAACAAAACACCUCAUCAUGUAAAUACAAAACUCAAAAAACGAUCUAAAAAAUCUGGACUUGUUACUGUUCCUACAAAUAUAGAAAUGCCACCUCAACAUUUACGUAAAAUAAUAAUUGAUCAUGCCGAUUUAGGACUGAAAAGAGUAUCAUCAGAUAAAAGAUCUCAUUUAGGUUCAUUAAAAUAUUUACCUCAUGCCAUUUUUAAAUUAUUAGAAAAUAUUCCACAACCAUGGGAACAAUCAAAAGAAGUUAAAGUAUUAUAUCACAAGACUGGUGCAAUUACAUUUGUUAAUGAAAUUCCAAGGGUUAUAGAACCUGUAUAUAUUGCACAAUGGGCAUUAACUUGGAAUAUGAUGAGAAGAGAGAAAAGAGAUCGUAAACAUUUUAGAAGAAUGAGAUUUCCUCCAUUAGAUGAUGAAGAACAAUUUUUGGAUUGGACUGAAAAUUUUGAAGAUUUAAGUUUACCUGUUGCAAUAAGAUCUAAUGAGAUAGAUGAAAUUGGAGAUUUUAAAGAUUGGAUAUAUGAUGAAAAACCUUUGAUUGAUGAUAACGAUGUUGUAAAUGGGGAAUCAUACAAAUCAUGGAAUUUAGAUGCUGAUACAAUGCAUAAACUAUAUGAAAUAUCAAAACCAUUAUUGGACACCACUGAUCACCCUUAUGAUACAAACGAAUUAUUUACAGCUAAAAGUUUAAAUGUUUCAAUUCCUGGUGGACCUAAAUUUGAACCUUUAUUUCAAGAAGGUGUAAUUAAUUCAGAAGCUGAAGAUUUCACGGAGUUUAAUUCAUUUGAUAGAAUAAUUAUCAGAUCACCAAUUAAAACAGAAUAUAAAGUUGAUUUUCCUUAUUUAUAUAAUUCAUUUGUUAAAAACAUUUCACUAGCACCAAUUUUAAAUGACCUUUCAUGUGAUGACAAAUCAGAUUUAAGCCAACUUCCAGCAUUUACAUUUAAUACAAAAUUCAACCCCAUCAUACCGAGAAAACAAUCAAAAAAGCCAAAAGAAGAAAUGAAAUUAAAUUUUACUCCAUUAUUUAAAUCACCGAAAGACACUCCAGCAUUAAUUGAACCAGAGUCUUUAAAACCAUCAAUUGAUUUAUUAUCAGCACCAUAUCCAUUCAACAUCAGAUCUGGAAGAAUGAAGAGAGCAGAAGAUGUACCCAUUACGAAAUCAUGGUAUAGAAAUCAUAUUCCAAGAUCAUCACCAUUAAAAGUUAGAAUAUCUUAUCAAAAGCUUUUGAAAAAUAGUGUAAUUAAUGAUUUAAAAACCAGAAAAAAUAGAAGAUCAAAAUCAAGCAGUAAAGCAAAUUUGCUAAAAAGUUUACGGGGUACUAAAUUUUUUCAACAAACUAAGAUUGACUGGGUAGAAGCUGGUACACAAGUUUGCAGACAAGGAUUCAACAUGUUGAAUUUAUUAAUACAUAAAAGAGGGUUAACUUAUUUACAUUUAGAUUAUAAUUUUAAUUUAAAACCCACCAAAACUUUAACUACAAAAGAACGUAAAAAAUCAAGAUUUGGUAAUGCAUUCCAUUUAAUUAGAGAAAUACUAAGAGCAAUCAAAAUUAUUGUUGACUCACAUAUUCAAUACCGUUUGGGGAAUGUUGAUGCCUAUCAACUAGCAGAUGGAAUUCAUUACAUUUUAAAUCAUCUAGGUCAUUUAACUGGUAUUUACAGAUACAAAUAUAAAGUAAUGCAUCAAAUUCGUCAAUGUAAAGAUUUCAAACAUAUAGUAUAUCAAAGAUUUAAUAAACUUAUAGGAAAAGGUCCAGGAUGUGGAUUUUGGCAACCAGCUUGGAAGGUAUGGAUUUUCUUUUUGAGAGGUAUCAUACCGUUAUUAGAAAGAUGGUUAGGUAACUUAAUUGCAAGACAAUUUGAAGGUAGAAGAGCUAAUGAUGUUGCUAAAACUAUUACAAAACAAAGAGUAGACUCUUACUAUGAUUUAGAAUUAAGAGCUCAAGUAAUGCAUGAUAUUUUAGAUAUGAUUCCAGAAGGUUUAAAACAAAGUAAAUCAAAAACUAUUUUACAACAUUUAAGUGAAGCUUGGAGAUGUUGGAAAGCUAAUAUACCAUGGAAAGUCCCCGGUUUACCAGAACCAAUUGAAAAAAUUAUCGAAAGAUAUAUCAAAGCUAAAGCUGAUGGUUGGAUUUCAGUUGCACAGUAUAAUAGAGAAAGAAUUAGAAAGGGAACUCAUGUUGAAAAAACAGUUGCCAAAAAAAACUUAGGAAGAUUAACAAGAUUAUGGAUCAAGAAUGAACAGGAAAGACAAAAUGAUUUUGGUAAAAAUGGUCCGUUUAUACAACCAGAUGAAGCUAUAAAAAUUUUCCAAACUACUGUCAAUUGGUUGGAAAGUAGAAAAUUUAGUCCUAUUCCAUUCCCACCAAUUUCAUACAAACAUGAUACAAAGUUAUUGACACUUGCAUUAGAAAAUUUAAAAGCAUCUUUCAAUACAACAGCAAAACUAAAUGCUGCUCAAAGAGAUGAAUUAGCAUUAAUUGAACAGGCUUAUGAUAAUCCACAUGAAUGUUUAGCAAGAAUUAAGAAACAUUUAUUGACUCAAAGAAUAUUUAAAGAAGUUGGUUUGGAAAUGAUGGAUUUUUAUAGUCAUUUACAACCUACUUAUUCAGUUGAUCCAUUGGAAAAAAUUACAGACGCUUAUUUAGAUCAAUAUCUAUGGUAUGAAGCAGACAAAAGGAAAUUAUUCCCUAAUUGGAUUAAACCUGCAGAUGAUGAAAUACCCCCUUUAAUGGUUUACAAAUGGUGUCAAGGUAUUAACAACCUAAAAGAUGUCUGGAAUACUUCACAGGGUCAAUGUAAUGUAAUGCUUGAAAGUAAAUUAUCAAGAUUUUCAGACAAGAUUGAUUUCACCUUGAUUAAUAGAUUAUUAAGAUUGAUUAUGGAUACAAACAUUGCAGAUUACAUCACAUCAAAAAACAAUAUCAACCUUACUUAUAAAGAUAUGAAUUAUGUUAAUCAGUAUGGUAUAAUUAGAGGACUACAAUUUUCAUCUUUUGUUUAUCAAUAUUAUGGAUUAAUUGUUGAUUUAUUAAUACUUGGUUUGGAAAGAGCUUCAGAAUUGGCGGGCCCAGUUACGAAUCCAAACAAUUUCCUUCAAUUUAAAGAUGUUGAAACUCAAUGUGCAUCUCCAAUAAGAUUAUACUCAAGAUAUAUGGACAAAAUACAUAUCUUUUUCAGAUUUGAUGAUGAUGAAUCCAAUGGAUUAAUUUAUGAUUUUUUGGAACAAAAUCCAGAUCCAAAUUUUUCAAAUGUUGUUGGUUAUAACAACAAGCGAUGUUGGCCAAAAGAUUCUCGUAUGAGAUUGCUAAGGCAUGAUGUUAAUUUAGGUAGAGCAGUAUUUUGGGAAAUUAAAUCAAGAAUCCCUAAUACUUUAGUUACAAUGGAAUGGGAGGACACUUUUUGUUCAGUAUAUUCUCGUGAUAAUCCAAAUCUUUUAUUCGAGAUGUGUGGGUUUGAGAUUAGAAUUUUACCAAAAAUAAGAGCAAACCUGUCAACUUCAUCACAGGAAAACGUUUGGGAUUUGAUUGAUCAAAAUACUAAGGAAAGAACCGCCAAAGCUUAUCUAAAAGUAUCAAAAGAUGCAGUAAGUAGUUUUAGCAAUAGAAUAAGUCAAAUUUUAAUGUCAUCUGGAUCAACUACUUUUACACAAGUUGCUGCAAAAUGGAAUACUGCAUUGAUUGCAUUAGUUACAUAUUAUAGAGAAGCAGCUAUUGCAACUCCUGAAUUGUUAGAAGUAUUAGUCAAAUGUGAAACUAAAAUUCAAAAUCGUGUUAAAAUGGGUCUUAAUUCAAAAAUGCCUACACGUUUUCCACCUGCAGUUUUCUAUACACCAAAGGAAUUAGGUGGUUUGGGUAUGCUAAGUGCAUCACAUAUUCUUAUACCUGAAUCUGAUUUAAAAUGGUCACAACAAACAGAUACUGGAAUCACAUAUUUUAAAACUGGUAUGUCACAUGAAGAAAAAAAUUUAAUUCCCACUAUAUUUAGGUAUGUUACAACUUGGGAAAAUGAAUUUUUAGAUUCUCAAAGAGUAUGGGCUGAAUACGCUAUAAAAAGAGAAGAGGCAGCUUCACAAAAUCGUCGUUUAACUUUUGAAGAUAUGGAAGCAAAUUGGGAUAGAGGUAUACCUAGAAUCAGCACACUAUUUCAAAAAGAUAGACACACUUUAGCUUAUGAUAAAGGUCAUAGAAUAAGAAGAGAAUUCAAGCAUUUUAAUACUGGUAGAUAUAACCCAUUUUGGUGGACAUCGGGUCAUCAUGAUGGUAAAUUAUGGAAUUUAAAUGCUUAUAGAACUGAUGUCAUACAAGCUCUAGGUGGUAUUGAAACGAUUUUAGAACAUACUUUAUUUAAAGGUACAGGAUUUGAUUCAUGGGAAGGAUUAUUUUGGGAAAAGGCAUCUGGUUUUGAAGAUUCUUUAAAAUUCAAAAAAUUGACUAAUGCUCAAAGAUCAGGUUUAAGUCAAAUUCCAAACCGUAGAUUCACAUUAUGGUGGUCACCAACUAUUAACAGAGCUAAUGUCUAUGUCGGUUUUUUGGUUCAAUUAGAUUUAACUGGUAUUUUUUUACAUGGUAAAAUCCCCACUUUGAAAAUUUCAUUAAUUCAAAUAUUUCGUGCUCAUUUAUGGCAAAAGAUUCAUGAAAGUGUGGUACAAGAUUUAUGUCAAGUAUUUGAUAAAGAGUUAGAAAUUUUACAAAUUGAUAAUGUCGAAAAACAAGCUAUUCAUCCAAGAAAAUCUUAUAGAAUGAAUUCUUCAACUGCUGAUGUUGUUUUGACUAGUAGUUAUAAAUGGAAUGUUUCAAAACCUUCUUUACUUAAUGAUAAAGACGAAAAUUAUAAUUUACCUGCUAAGACUUUUUGGAUUGAUGUUCAAUUAAGAUAUGGUGAUUAUGAUUCACAUGAUAUUUCAAGAUAUGCAAGAUCUAAAUAUCUUGAUUAUACUACUGAUGGCACAAGUUCAUAUCCUUCUCCUACUGGUAUAAUUAUUGCUAUAGAUUUAGCUUACAAUAUGUAUGAUGUUUAUGGUAAUUGGUUUCCCAGUUUAAAAGCUUUAGUUGCAAAUGCAAUGAGAGAAAUUAUGAAAGCAAAUCCUGCGAUGUAUGUUUUAAGAGAAAGAAUUAGAAAAGGUUUACAAUUAUACCACGCACAACCUCAAGAAGCAUUUUUGAAUUCAAAUAAUUAUGCUGAAUUGUUUAAUAAUGAUACUCAAUUAUUUGUUGAUGAUACAAAUGUUUAUAGAGUUACAGUUCAUAAAACAUUCGAAGGUAAUUUAGCAACAAAACCGAUUAAUGGUUGUGUAUUUAUAUUAAAUCCAAGAACUGGUCAAUUAUUUUUGAGGAUUAUUCAUACAUCAGUAUGGGCAGGUCAAAAACGUUUGAGUCAAUUAGCUAAAUGGAAAGCUGCCGAAGAAAUUACUGCAUUAAUUAAAUCAUUACCUAAGGAAGAACAACCCAAACAAUUAAUAGUAUCAAGAAAAGGUAUGAUGGAUCCCUUGGAAGUACAUAUGUUAGAUUUUCCAAAUAUUUCUAUACGUCCAUCAGAAUUACAUUUACCUUUUGCUUCAGUUUUGAAAAUUGAGAAAUUAUCAGAUAUUGUUUUAAAAGCCAAUGAACCUAAAAUGGUUAUUUAUAAUUUUUAUGAUGAUUGGUUAGAAAGAAUUUCACCUUAUACUGCAUUUUCAAGAGUUAUAUUAAUUUUAAGAGCCUUAAAUAGUGAUACAGAAUUAGCAACUUCAAUUAUAUGGCCACCGGGUAUUGAAACAGAAACACAUCAUAUAUGGCCAAGUUUAACAGAUGAACAAUGGAUUGAAGUUGAAUCUAAAUUAAGAGAUUUGAUACUUGAAGAUUAUGCUAAGAAAUAUAAUAUUGAUAUACAAUCAUUAACUCAAUCUGAAAUUAGAGAUUUAAUUUUAGGACAAGAUAUUAAAAUGUCAGCUAUUAGAAGACAAGAAUUGGCAGAAAUUGAAAAAAAUGGAGGUAACCAAAUUGAAAAUAAAGAAAUUUCAGCACAAAAAUCCAUUACAACAAAUAUUCACGGUGAACAAAUUGUUACUGUUACUACUACAAACUACGAACAAGCAACUUUUUCAUCAAGAAAUGAAUGGAGAAAUCGUGCCUUAGCUGCUAAUAAUUUACAUUUAAGAGCUAAAAAUAUUUAUGUCACUUCUGAAGAAUUUAUUGAUGAUGAUUCUUAUACCUAUAUUAUGCCUAAAAAUAUUUUACAAAAAUUUAUUCAAAUUUCAGAUUUAAGAAUUCAAGUUGGUGGAUUUUUAUAUGGUAAAUCACCUGCAGAAGAUCAACCAGAUAUUAAAGAAAUUAAAUGUUUAGUAAUUGUUCCCCAAUUAGGUAGUACAAAUUCCAUUCAAUUCCCAACAAAUCUACCAGAGUAUGAAGGAUAUUUAAAAGAACAAAAUUAUGAAUUAUUAGGUUGGAUCCAUUCACAAUCUCAAUCUUUUGAUUAUAUGACUUCAUACGAUGUAACAACACAAGCUAAAAUGUUGAAUGGUUAUAAUCCAAGAUUUAUUAAUAUGACUGCUUCUUAUACGCCUGGAUCAGUUACUUUAACAGCAUUUGAAUUAUCACAAGAAGGAUAUGAAUGGGGUAAACUAAAUAAUGAUAUGAUGUCUGAAUCACCAGAAGGGUUUGAUAAACAAUUUAGUAAAAAAUCACAAUUAAUAAUGUCUGAUAAAAUAGUUGGUAAUUAUAUGGUACCAGAAGAUGAGAUAUGGAAUUAUUUUUUUAUGGGAACAAUUUUUAAUGUUAAUGAUUUAUAUAAUUUAAAGAUUGAUUUACCAUUAACUUUUUAUGAUGCAUUACAUCGUCCUAUACAUUUUACAAAAUUUUCACAAUUAGAGGCUGGUAAUGAAGAAGAAGCAAAUCAAGAAAGUGUAUUUACUUAA